GAGCGCCGUCCGCUUCACCGACACCUGCAACACCGCGCGCGGAUGCACCUGCAGCUACCGAUCAUGGCACUUGUGUUGUCGCUCUGUGCAUUCGUCCUCUCGUCUCGCUCCAGUGGUGUCUGUGUCCAGCUUUCCCCCUCCGUGUGUCUCUGAGAGGAACCAUGCUGUCGGGAAGCUGGCGCCGUGGAACCGUCAUCUCGUCAGCGAGCGGCCCGGGUGCGUUUAAAGGCGGGUCGAGGUCCAGGCUGAGCAGUACUGUGGUUCUGGAGGCUCAGUAUGAUUACUCGUACCGCGCCGUCGACGGCCGUCUGGUCUCCAUACACGAGGGCGAGCGCUUUCUGCUGCUGAAGAAGACCAAUGCUGACUGGUGGCAGGCGCGGAGGAUCGGGGUCGGCGCGAAGGCCAAACCCAUUUAUGUGCCGGCAACGUACGUCAUUGAGCUGCCUAUCAGCCAAUCAGCAUCAGAGAGCUUCAAGAUGAUUCCACGAGGUUCCCUCACACACUGCAUGCAAACGCACGGCUCAGUGCCUGAUAAGCAGUUCUGUCGUUCCAUGGAGAAUCUCAGCUGCAGCAGUGCCUUGAUGGACAAACACAGAGUCUCAGCGCGAGGACGUUUCCCGACGUUACCCCUCUCCGGUUCCUCCGCCUCGCCCUCGGGUCACCUCUCGGUUCCCGGCGUCCCGAUCGCCCGCAGCCAAAGCUCCAGCAACCUUCCCCAGAACCCAUACCAGAACCAGGACCCGAGCCCCAGCAGCCCGACCAAAUCCUACAGCCAGUGGGACGUGAACGCAGCCACACGCAGACACACGCAGGGACACAUCCAGCUCUCGCCUGACCUCACCUACAUUACCCAUGAUGCCAACGGCUGGCAGCUGAGCCAGAGCAUGCAGCACGCGGCGUUGUCUGAAACCCUUAGCUCCGCCUCCUGUGUGUUAGGCGACACCCAUCUCAGGAACUCCGCCUUAGCAGGGGGCGUGGCACACGUGAGCCACUCCUACUCCAUGUUCCUGCCCUCACAGAGAGAGUCUGCAAACGGCAAGUCAGAUUACAGGCUGGUGGCAGAACCUCCAUCUGACAGCUCACCAGACAGUGAAGGAGUCACACCGAGUGACGUCUUCUGUGUUAUUUUCAGGAAAAACUGGAACCCGUCAUGGGUGGUGCUGGUGGGAAACAGUCUCGUCUUCUUCAAAGACCCCAAAAGCCAGAAUCCUGACAGCUGGAAACCGGGUAACAGCUGUCCAGAGAGCAGCGUGGAUCUGAGGGGAGCUCAGCUUCAGUGGGCCAACGAUCUGUCCAGCAGAAAAAACGUCUUCAAGCUGAGGACGGUUACGGGAAAUGAGUUCUUGCUGCAGUCGGAGACAGAAUCGCUCAUCAGAGAAUGGUACAGAACCAUCCAGAACGUCAUCGACAGACUGGAUAAAGAGAAUCCUCUAGAUAAUGUGCUGCUGUACUCUCUGAGGAGAGCCGGAUCGGUCGAGAUGUUGGAUCAGAGCGGAGACGAGGACGAGAAUCGCGCCGGAAACAAGAUGUCGCUCCCUCGUUCCGCAUCUAACCUGGAGAACUCGGAGCACAAGCGUGUGAAGAGCCGCUUGAAGAAGCUGAUUCUCCGGAGGCCUCCGCUGCAGACGCUGCAGGAGAAAGGGCUCAUUAAAGAUCAGGUGUUCGGCUGCGGGCUGGAGCUGCUGUGUGAGCGAGAGAAAAGCACCGUCCCAAAGUUCGUCAGGAAAUGCACUGAUGCUGUGGAGAGGAGAGGUUUGGAGACUGAUGGGAUUUACAGAGUCAGCGGGAAUCUGGCCGUCAUUCAGAAACUGCGCUUCGCUGUCAAUCAUGAGCGUCUGGAUCUGGACGACCCGCAGUGGGAGGACAUUCACGUCAUCACCGGAGCGCUCAAGCUGUUCUUCAGAGAGCUGCCCGAGCCGCUCGUGCCGUACGGAUUCUUCCACGACAUCGUCGAGACCGUCAAGCUAUCUGAUUACCUGGAUAAGGUGGACAGACUGAAGCUGCUGGUCCUCAGCAUGCCUCCACACAACCCCCACACUUUAAGACACAUGAUACGACACCUCAGACGUCUUCAUGUGUUUGAAUCAGAAAGUGUUGUGAUUGAGACACUAGAGGGCGCCGUGAGUCUUCAUCACAAACACACAGACGAGAUCAUCCAAGCAGCUCGGAUACAUGAAACAUCUCUUAACACAGAGGACUUGAAGAACAUGAAGAUCUUCCUGUGGUUUGGUAUCUCUGGAGGAAGUAACCCACAGGAAGCUCUUCGUUUCGCUGUUUUUAGCCGAACGCCUCAGAGCGGAAACAUGGCCAUUAACAUGGUGUAUCAGAACCAGGCCGUGGAGCUGCUGCUGAGCGAAUACCAGCGGAUCUUCGGAGCCGAGCAGACGGGAUCCUACUGAACACAAUCCCAGCUGCACUGGGACACGAGGACGAGUCUGGAGACAGAUGGACUCAGAUCUGCAUCAUUACUCCACAAACUCACCAUAUAUACUGUAUGAGAGGGGUUUAUGAAUGGGUGGAUCUCAUGAAAACACGACCGGGUCACAUUUCAGCUCAGAUGUCAGAAAUAAUAAUAAAAAAUGGAAAUUAUGUUUUGCAUAAAGAAAAUUAAUUUUUAGGAUCAUUAAGAUAACGGAAUGUUAUUUUAUUGUUAAUUAUACACACUUUCACCAUAGAUUCUCAAA
Messenger RNA from Sinocyclocheilus rhinocerous, 2684 nucleotides. RefSeq names its product rho GTPase-activating protein 9. Gene Ontology annotation, molecular function: protein binding; phospholipid binding. Gene Ontology annotation, cellular component: cytoplasm. Gene Ontology annotation, biological process: regulation of GTPase activity; signal transduction. The record is from RefSeq and is a predicted model, not a curated record. The coding region runs from base 162 to 2399 and encodes 745 amino acids. The transcript has 18 exons. NCBI's taxonomy places the organism in Eukaryota, Metazoa, Chordata, Actinopteri, Cypriniformes, Cyprinidae.